Coturnix japonica (Japanese quail) is the source of this 810-nucleotide messenger RNA. RefSeq names its product DnaJ heat shock protein family (Hsp40) member C15 (gene DNAJC15). Lineage: Eukaryota; Metazoa; Chordata; Aves; Galliformes; Phasianidae. Gene Ontology annotation, molecular function: ATPase activator activity. Gene Ontology annotation, cellular component: PAM complex, Tim23 associated import motor. Gene Ontology annotation, biological process: protein import into mitochondrial matrix. The record is from RefSeq and is a predicted model, not a curated record.
CCCCUCCCCCAAUACUCAAAACGCUGCGGUGCCGUCCGAUCCAUCACCGCCUCAGCGAGGCGGAGGCAGGGCUGAGCGGCGCUGGGCGGUGCUUUGCCUUCCGCCUCCUCAGCUGCUUUGUCCCUCUGGGCGGCCCGUAGCUCUGCCCGCCAUCAUGGAGAGAGCUGAGGCUUCCUCGGAGGCUGUGCGCUACGCCGAGUACGCUAUGGGCCCUACGGGCGCCGGCAAGGGCCAAACCGAGCUGGACCGGAGUCUGGCCAGAUCUAUGAUAGCAGUUGGACUCAGUGUGGCAACGGUUGCAUUUGCAGGUCGUUAUGCAUUCCACCUUUGGAAGCCAUUGGGGCAGGCAAUUACAGAGACAGCAAAAAAGAUUUCAACUUCUAAUCUUUCAUUAUACUAUAAAGGAGGAUUUGAGCAGAAAAUGAGUAGGCGAGAAGCAAGUCUUAUUUUAGGUGUAAGUCCAUCUGCUGACAAGGCCAAAAUCAGAGCAGCCCAUAGAAGAAUCAUGAUCUUGAAUCAUCCUGAUAAAGGUGGAUCACCUUACUUAGCAACAAAAAUAAAUGAAGCAAAAGACUUGCUGGAGUCCAGUACCAAAAAUUGAAAUCGUUAAGACUUGAAUGAUAGAAAAACAAAGAAAAAAAAAUAAACAUCAGAAAACUCACACAGAACCACCCAGUUUCUUAUGCAUCUUUUUCUGGAAGAUUCAGCAGAUACGGUGUGCAGCAGCUUUCAUAUUUACUUGUUCUGCACGGUUGGUUAACAGUGCACUGGAUGCUUAUAUUUAUUGUUGAAAUUAAAGGUUUAAGACUA